GAAGCGCAAGAGAAAGGUUGAUCAUUGGUUGGAAGAAAUACAAAAAACGAAACAAAGAGCUAUUGAUAUGAAAGACUCACUGAAUCAAUUUGGGUGCUUUAACUUUCAUGUACCACAGGGAGAAAUGUAUUUGGCUGAACAAUCACAAAAGAAAAUACAAUAUUUGACUGAAGAAAUUCAAGAGCAUAAGAAAUGGAAGCCUCUGGUGUUGUCUAAUGAAUAUUUUGGUAGGGAAUUUGAGAAAAAUGUUGAGAAGUUGUGGAAGCUUAUGAGAGAUGAUCGAGUUUUCAUCAUUGGCAUACAUGGAAUGGGGGGAGUGGGAAAAACAUUCCUAGCAAAUUACAUGCAAAAUGAGAUAAAAAGGAUCAAAACUUUCAAAGAUGUCUUAUGGGUCACUGUUUCUCAUUAUUUUACCAUUUUCAAAUUGCAAGAGCGCAUUGCAAAAAUAAUAAAGGUAGAGAGCUUCACACAGACGAUGAGAGGGAAAGAGCAAUGCGAUGAUCCUGAUAAUGAUUCUCAUAAUGAUUUUGAUAAUGAUGAUGAUGACGACGAGGAUUAUUGUGAUGAUUAUGAAGAAGAUUGGAUGUUAUUUUUGCUGAAACUCAAAUCUUAUGGGACACCUUUAACACUUUCCCCUCAAAUGAGGAAUAUUGCAAGAUAUGUUGUAAAGAAGUGCUAUGGUUUACCCCUUGGAAUCAGUAUGAUGGCUCGAACCAUGAAAGGGAAAACUGAUAUCCAUUGGUGGAGACAUGUGCUAAAUAAAUUUGAUAAAUUGGAGAUGGGAGUAGAUAUGGAAGAAAAAGUUUUCACUGUGUUAAGACGUAGUUAUGAUAAUUUAAGUGGAAAAGACUUGCAAAAAUGUUUCUUGUACGUUGCAUUGUUACCUAAUUCUAUGUUUAGAAACUGUUUGAUUGGGAAGCUUGUUAAUACAGAACUAUUAGAUGGAAAUAAAAGUGUGGAGGAAAUAUUUGAUGAGACAAAUGUCAUAGUGGAUGAGCUCAUAAACCAUUCUUUAUUGGAGGCCAAGGAAGCACGAGUUCCAUCAUCAGUGGAGGUACUAUCAAUGCAUGGUUUAGUGAGGAAAAUGGCCUUGAAUAUUUUGAGGGAGAGUGUUAGUAAGAUGAUGAUAAAAUGUAAUGGAAAUAUGCCAGACACACAAAAAUGGGCAAUUGAUUUGGAAGUAGUUUCUCUUGCUAGAAACAAGAUAAAAACAAUUCCAGAGGGCACAUCUCCAAAUUGUCCACGCCUAUUGACCUUACUUUUAUUUGAAAAUUACAUUACACAUAUUCCAGAGUGUUUUUUCACUCACAUGAAUGCUCUAACCACGCUUGAUCUAUCAGAAAAUUUUUUCUUAAGAUGUUUGCCUCAUUCGCUAUCUAAUUUGAGGUCUCUCACUUCUUUAAUGCUCAAUGAAUGUAACAAAUUGGAAGAUAUACCUCCGUUAGGAGAGCUACAAUCAUUGUUAAGAUUAGAGAUUUCAAAUUGUUCCAUCAGAGCACCACCGGAAGGUUUAGAAAAUCUAGUAAACUUGAAAUGGCUAGAUCUCUCCAUGAAUAAGAAUUUGAAAUUAGUAACAGGAAGUUUUCUCCCUAGUUUGACAAAAAUUCGAUACCUGGAUCUUUCGGGCUGUAUAGGAGGCAUAGGAGUAGAAGAUGUGAAGGAAAUGACUAUGCUGGAAUGUUUUGCAGGAACAUUUGUCGACCACGAUAAUUUUGACAAUUAUGUUGAAGAAAUCCUGAAUAGUACUAAUGGACCUCAAACUUAUUUCAUCCAUAUGGAUCAUGGGAGUAAGAUGUCUCUUUACAGUGAAUCUUGUCUUUCCACAUUUAAUGGUCGAAUUAUAUCUUUUAGAAAUUGCAAAGAAGUGUUAUAUGUUCUUCCUCUAAAUAUUAUGAAAUUAUUAGUGUACUGCAAUGAUUAUUGGGUAUGA
Vigna umbellata (rice bean) is the source of this 1930-nucleotide messenger RNA. The record is from RefSeq and is a predicted model, not a curated record. Lineage: Eukaryota; Viridiplantae; Streptophyta; Magnoliopsida; Fabales; Fabaceae.